Messenger RNA from Benincasa hispida (wax gourd), 1004 nucleotides. Its product is annotated as hydroxyethylthiazole kinase-like. The record is from RefSeq and is a predicted model, not a curated record. Gene Ontology annotation, molecular function: hydroxyethylthiazole kinase activity; ATP binding; magnesium ion binding. Gene Ontology annotation, biological process: thiamine biosynthetic process. NCBI's taxonomy places the organism in Eukaryota, Viridiplantae, Streptophyta, Magnoliopsida, Cucurbitales, Cucurbitaceae.
AUGAAUUCGAAGCAAAACGAAGACGAAGAACAGCGACGGCAAUGGGGAGCUAGAGCGUGGGCCACACUCGCCACCGUGCGAACCCGAUCACCGCUCAUCCAAUGCAUCACUAACUUCGUUUCAAUGGAUUUAGUGGCCAAUACUCUCUUAUCCGCAGGAGCCUCGCCGGCCAUGCUUCAUUCUGUCGAGGAGUUGCCGGAUUUCACUCCUAACGCCGAUGCUCUCUGUAUCAAUGUUGGCACGCUUUCCCCCGCCUGGUUGCCCGCCAUGAAGUUCGCCGCUGAACUGGCGGUGAAGGCCGGGAAGCCCUGGGUUCUCGAUCCGGUGGCGGUUGGAGCUUCUAAGUUCCGGAUGAUGGCUUGUUUGGAGCUUAUGAAUCUGAAGCCCACCGUUGUUAGAGGGAAUGGAUCGGAAAUAAUCGCCUUGUCUAAAGCUUCUGCAGAGUCCAGUAUGGGUGUCGAUAGCUGCCAUGAGUCAGUGGAUGCUGUAGAAGUUGCCAAAUCAUUAGCUCAAUCCAGUGGAGCCAUAGUAGCAGUAUCAGGAGCUGUGGACAUAGUUACAGACGGGAAGCAAGUUAUUGGCGCUCGUAAUGGAGUUGCCAUGAUGCAGAAGAUUACGGCAACUGGAUGCUCAGUAACAGCCCUUAUUGCUGCCUUCCUUGCUGUUGAUCAACUUCAUGCUUUAGAGGCAACAACUUUGGCUUUAUCAAUAUUUGGAAUUGCGGGAGAAAUGGGAAUGGACAUGGCAAAGGGCCCUGCAUCACUACGAACUCAUUUGAUUGAUUCAUUAUAUGGGCUCGAUGAAGCUGCUCUAAUCUCGCGAGUAAGGAUCUCCAGCUUGUGAUUAAAUUUUGGACGGGGUUUUGUGUAUGGUAUGCCUAGUAACUACUCUUGAACUCUUUUGAGUUUGUACAGUGCUUUAAUGUUCAAUAAUGUUGAAAAGGUUGGUUAGCCUAAAAUUUUCAUUUAUUUAUCCAUUCAAGCUUUCAUUCUUUUCGGUGAAGU